AGGAGGGCCGGAGGGGGGUCCAAGGAAGGAAGGAAGGAGGGCCGGAGGCCGGGACAAAGGAGGGCUCCGGCAUGGGCUCCCGGGGGGUCCCACUGCAUGGGGGGACCCCUCUCCUCCUCCUCCUCCUCCUCCUCCUCUUCCUCUGGCCGGGAUCCCUUGUCCUGGGCAGCAGCAGGAGAGGAGUGGACGCCGAGGCCUGGCUGCGCUUCUACGGCUACCUCCCCCCGUCCAGCCCGCAGAUGUCCACUCUGCGCUCGGCCCAGACCCUCUCGGCCGCCAUCUCCGAAAUGCAGAGUUUUUACGGCAUCCCCGUGACUGGCGUCUUGGACGAUGAGACUGCCACGUGGAUGAAACGGCCUCGUUGUGGCGUCCCGGACAAGAUCGGCAGCGGAGUCAAGGCCAACAUGCGGCGGAAGCGGUACGCGCUGACCGGGCGGAGGUGGACACAGAGCCAGCUGACCUUCAGCAUCCAGAACCACACGGAGAAGCUGGGCCGCUCCGCAUCACAGGAGGCCGUCCGGCGGGCCUUCCGCGUGUGGGAGGAGGCCACGCCACUGUCCUUCCGGGAAGUGCCCUUUAUGGGGACGGGGCUCCCACGCCGGGCGAUGCCAGAGGCCGACCUGGUGGUGCUCUUUGCCUCCGGCUUCCACGGUGACAGCUCCCCCUUCGACGGGGCGGGGGGCUUCCUGGCCCACGCCUUCUUCCCAGGGCCUGGCAUGGGGGGCGACGCCCACUUCGACCUGGACGAGCCCUGGACCCUCGAGAACAUCGAUGGCGCAGGGAACAACCUCUUCCUGGUGGCAGUGCAUGAACUGGGCCAUUCCCUGGGUCUAGAGCACUCCAGCGACCCCAGCGCCAUCAUGGCCCCCUUCUACCAGUGGAUGGACACCCAGGCGUUCCGGCUGCCGGACGACGACCUCCGGGGCAUCCAGCAACUCUACGGGGUCCCAGGGGGGCAGCCCCACCCCACGAAGGCGCUACCCACGGCAGGGGUCCCAGGCCAGCCCGCCCCCCGGCCCCCACCUCGCCCUCCCCCCGGGCGGCCCGACCGACCCCCAAAGCCGGGCAAUCCUGACCAAUCCGAGCCCAACAUCUGCGACGGAGACUUCGACACGGUGACCGUCCUGCGAGGAGAGAUGUUCGUCUUCAAGGGCCGGUGGUUCUGGCGCGUCCGCCACAACCGGGUUCUGGACAACUACCCGAUGCCGGUGGGCUACUUCUGGAGGGGCCUCCCAGGGAACAUUGACGCCGCCUACGAGAGGCAGGACGGCCGCUUCGCAUUCUUCAAAGGGGACCAGUUCUGGCUCUUCCGCGAGGCCAACCUAGAACCGGGCUACCCGCAGCCCUUGUCCAGCUACGGAUCGGGCCUCCCGUACGACAGAGUGGACGCCGCUGUCUGGUGGGAGCCGACCGGGCACACCUUCUUCUUCCGCGGAGACAGGUACUGGCGCUUCAACGAGGAGACCUACGCGGCCGACACGGGCUACCCGAGGAAGAUUGGCGUGUGGGCAGGGGUCCCUCCCGCCCCAAAGGGGGUCUUCCUCAGCCCAGAUGCAACCUACACUUAUUUCUACAAGGGCCGGAUGUACUGGAAGUUCAACAACGAGCGGCUGAAGACGGAGCCCGGCUUCCCCAAGUCCAUCCUGCGCGACUUCAUGGGCUGCCGGCAGGACGAGGAAGACGAGGAGGAGGCGGUCGACCCCGGACGAAGGCGGCCCGACUUUGCCCGGCCACCUUUCAACCCGAACGGGCCGGAUCUGAACACGGACGGAGGAGGAGAGGAGGAAGAGCAAGUGGACGCUCGCCCCGGGGUCAAGGAGGAGGAGGAGGACAAAUUAGGAGGGGAUUACAACGAUGGCGUUGACACGGGCCGGCCGCGCGGCCCCAACGACGUAGACAUCGUGUUGCACAUCAACGACUAUCCUUGGAGCCUGAGCGCCGUCAUGGCGGCGGUGUUGCUGCUCCUGCUGCUCUGCGUCCUGGGCCUUGUUUACGCUAUGUUGCGGCUGCAGCGCAAGGGGCCGCCGCGCAUGCUCCUCUACUGCAAGCGCUCGCUGCAGGACUGGGUCUGAAUGGCUGGUCGAACGAGGAGGAGUAUGACUCCGGCCGACAACAAGCCUGGGCAAACUUGGACCCUUCCGGGUGUUUUGGACUGCAACUCCCACAAGUGGAAGUUGACCCGUGCCUACGUUAGAACCUGUUUCUGGGUCUCUUUGACCACUGAUUUGUCCCAAAAAUGGCCCCGGUUUCCCCUGAUGGGCUCUCGUUUUGGAGAAACAGAACCAUAUAUGCCAUAUCUCCCAGACAUUAGAGCUGAUGUGAUCUCUCCUGAAUCGGUGCCCCAAAGAAUCGCAAGAACUUGGCCUACAAACCAAGAUGUAGCUUUAUCUCAACCUACUUCUCAUCUUUCUCAAUUGCCUAUCUACGGCUUCUGCUGUGCUCUCUUUUGUCGAGCCAACUUGGGCCCUCCAGGUGUUUUGGACUUCAACUCCCACAAUUCCUAA
This is a messenger RNA of Anolis sagrei ordinatus, 2504 nucleotides long. The record is from RefSeq and is a predicted model, not a curated record. NCBI's taxonomy places the organism in Eukaryota, Metazoa, Chordata, Lepidosauria, Squamata, Anolidae.